CCCCAAACAAGUACUCUUGUCAUGUCAUACAAGUAAUUAAUUGUUCCAUGUUUCACAGACCAAAAGCGAUUUACUUUAAAUUAAAAUAUUAAGAUAGUAAAAAAUAAUACUCAUUUCGGUUUUUAAUCAGGCAAUUAGUAAAAAGUGAUUUCUUACUACCAAAAUGAGCGAAUUGGACUCGUUGUACGGAAGCUCCAUAUCCGUGGAUACAAUGAAAACUAUUGCUGAAAGUAUUGGUAUUGGAAGUCUUCCUGACGAAGGUGCCAGAGAGUUAGCUGAAGAUAUAACGUAUCGGCUAAAGCACGUCAUUCAAGAUGCAGCAAAGUUCAUGCACCAUGGAAAACGGAUAAAACUUUCAACUUCAGAUGUUGAUAACGCUCUAAAGUCAAAGAACAUAGAGCCACUUUAUGGAUUUCACGUUCCUGACUUUAUUCCGUUUCGUUUUGCUUCGGGUGGUGGACGAGAGCUUCACUUCACCGAGGAAAAGGAAGUUGAUUUAAAUGAAAUAAUCAACGGGCCAGUUUCUAAAUUGCCGUUGGAGGUUACUCUGAGAGCUCAUUGGUUGUGCAUUGACGGAGUUCAACCGACAAUCCCAGAGAACCCCCCACCAGUGUCAAAAGAUUUGCAGAAGUUGGAAGCUAUUGAUCCUGUGGCCAAGCUAUCCAAAGUGUCUAAGGGUGACAAUGCUGGAAAACCAACUGUUGGGAAGGUGCACAAACUCCGCAACGUGGAGACUGUUCAUGUUAAACAACUUGCGACCCACGAGUUGUCCGUGGAACAGCAACUCUACUACAAGGAGAUAACUGAAGCCUGCGUCGGCUCCGAUGAAGGCAGAAGAGCAGAAGCACUACAGAGUCUGGCCUCUGACCCUGGCCUACACGAGAUGUUGCCCAGAAUGUGUACGUUUAUUGCGGAAGGAGUCAAAGUGAACGUGGUACAGAACAACCUGGCUCUGCUCAUUUACCUGAUGCGAAUGGUCAAAGCGCUUUUGGAAAACCAGAGUCUUUAUUUAGAAAAAUAUCUGCACGAGCUGAUCCCGUCGGUGACGACGUGCAUCGUGUCCAAACAGCUGUGUAUGCGACCUGAGCUUGAUAACCAUUGGGCGCUGCGGGACUUUGCCUCUCGUCUCAUGUCGCAGAUCUGCAAGAACUUCAACACAUCCACCAACAACGUGCAGACUAGGAUAACGAGAAUAUUCGCCACGGCCAUCAACAGCGAUAGGUCUCCACUGUCGUCUCUAUAUGGCAGUAUAGAAGGUUUGUCAGAGCUGGGCACAGAAGUGGUGAAGGUGUUUAUACUGCCGAAGGUGAAGCACAUCGCAGACAGACUUGAUCUGGCUAGUGAAGGUGGGACUGUCUCCAUCACUGACAAGAUAGCAUCUGGACAUAUCAAACACCUGCUAGUGAAAGUGCUGACACCACUUCUGAAGACCACUAAGCAGCCGCCUGACAACAUGGAGGAGUAUAGGACAGAGUUUGGGUCGCUAGGUCCGAUGCUGCACCAGGCUGUUGUCAAAGCUCGCACUGCUGCUACUACACCCAACCUGGCUCUCACUCAGCCCACCAUCAUACACUCUGGAGCCAUAACGUCUGUCGCAGCCAUGAGUCAGGCACGUACCAUCACAAUGCCCGGAGCCCCUAGACCUGUUCAUUCAGGUGCUCUAGGCAGUUCUCAGCAGAAAUACGUCAUAGUUGCAGCCAGACCACCGCCUUCCCCAUCACCAGUAUCUAUUCCUGGUUUGUCAAAUCCUGUCCCAUCCCCAUCCACGCAAGGGCAAAGUCAUCCUCGAUCUUUAUCUACAACCGUUCCAAGAUUCACAACCCCUCCUCUGGGUAAAAGCUUGAACUUACCUCCUGUAGGACAAAGAUUCCUAGGUGAUACGAAUCUGUGCAAAACACAAUCCAUUUCCUCUUCCAACGCCUCCUCACAAUCUUCAAAGGUGCAGGUGCCGCAGUCAGGCGCGUUGGUGAAGCUAGGUGGCAACAAACUGGUGGUUGUCUGUAUGCCUAACUCACCCGCAGCCACGUCCGCUUCCAUCAUGGCUCAGGCUGGGCAACAAAACAAACUGUUUGUGACUUCCCAGGGACAACCAAUCAAGAUGGAAACUGAAGAACAGAUUAUGGACGUCCACGUCACAUGACGGACCCCGACCUUAACUCAAAGUAAAUCAGGGAUGAGUUAAAAACAAUCAGUUGUCUUGUGAAAUAUGUACAUAGAUGUUUUUAUUUGGGAUUACCCUCUCUAAUUUAUUAUUUCGUAAUCAUACUGUCACAGUAUAUUUUAGUUGUAAUCAAUAUACAAGAAAUAUAAACAAGGUAUGGAUGUUAUUAAUUGGUAUCUUAUUUUCUGAGUUGACCUAUUUU
Macrosteles quadrilineatus (aster leafhopper) is the source of this 2363-nucleotide messenger RNA. Its product is annotated as transcription initiation factor TFIID subunit 6-like. The record is from RefSeq and is a predicted model, not a curated record. The transcript has 13 exons. Gene Ontology annotation, molecular function: transcription coactivator activity; RNA polymerase II general transcription initiation factor activity; protein heterodimerization activity. Lineage: Eukaryota; Metazoa; Arthropoda; Insecta; Hemiptera; Cicadellidae. The coding region runs from base 164 to 2140 and encodes 658 amino acids. Gene Ontology annotation, biological process: transcription initiation at RNA polymerase II promoter; RNA polymerase II preinitiation complex assembly. Gene Ontology annotation, cellular component: transcription factor TFIID complex; SAGA complex; SLIK (SAGA-like) complex.